UGGAUGCUCCAGAGCAGAAACAGCAGCGAGAAUAACAAACGACAAAGACACACCGGAGGAAACCCUUUGGAAUUGCGCGCGGAGACAGUAAGAGAAAGGUGCAGACUCAACACUAUCGUCCCAUCAGCGGUAAAAGUAGAACAGCAGAGGGAAAACGGAGCGCCAGUUCGUCCCCCCUCUUCAGCACCGCAGGGAGGAGACACGCAGAAGAGGAAAGAUUCCCCCGAACGCAGUGAGAGCCUCGGACGAGGAGAAGAGGAGAGCGGAGGGCAUCGGAUAGGCAACAAGGAUGGCAGCUCCAGACUUAUUGGACCCUAAAUCCGCCACUCACAACACUAAGCCCCGCCUCUCCUUCUCCACAAAGCCAAUGACACUGACGCCUCCGGAGGAGAGCGAGGUGGUUGCCACAGUGAUGAAGUGGAAGACGGUGACAGCCAUCUUUCUUUUGGUGGUUCUGUACCUGGUGAUGGGAGCAGCAGUCUUCAGAUCCCUGGAGCAGCCCCAUGAGAGUGAACAGCGUUUGGCCAUCCUGUCCCAGAAGCUGCAGUUCCUUUCCAGACACUCCUGUGUCAACCAGAGCCAGCUGGAGGAGCUGGUUAAGCAAGUUGUGUCCGCCAUCCGUUCAGGAGUAAACCCUGCAGGAACAAUGACCAACAACAGCAGCCUGUGGGACCUGAGCUCUGCCUUCUUCUUUGCUGGGACUGUCAUCACAACCAUUGGUUUUGGGAACAUCUCUCCCCACACCGAAGGCGGGAGAAUAUUCUGCAUUGUCUAUGCUUUGUUAGGGAUACCGCUGUUUGGCUUCCUUUUGGCCGGUGUAGGAGACCAGCUCGGCACCAUAUUUGGCAAGGGCAUUGACAAAGUGGAGAAGAUGUUCGUGCAUGGGGAGAUCAGUCAGACAAAGAUCUGGGUCAUAUCCACGCUGCUGUUCGUGCUGUUUGGCUGCCUGCUGUUUGUGGCCCUCCCGGCAGCCAUCUUUAAACACAUCGAGGGCUGGUCUGCGCUGGAGUCCCUGUACUUUGUCGUCAUCACCUUGACUACUAUUGGUUUUGGGGACUUUGUGGCAGGUGGAUCAGAUAUUGAGUACAUGGACUACUACAAACCAGUCGUGUGGUUCUGGAUUCUGGUUGGGCUGGCCUACUUUGCUGCUAUCCUCAGUAUGAUUGGAGACUGGCUGAAAGUCAUCUCCAAGAGAACAAAAGAAGAGGUUGGAGAGAUCCGGGCGCAUGCUGCAGAGUGGACGGCAAAUGUCUCUGCAGAGUUCAAAGAAACCCGUCGUCGUGUUAGCAUUGAGAUCCAUGACAAGUUCCAGCGUGCUGCAUCAAUCAAACGCAAGCUGUCCUCAGAGCUGGGAUUUAGCCCGGCUCCCGAGGUCACCCUGCCCAAGCGGGUUGUGUCUGUCAAUUUCAACAAUGAACGGGACAAAAACGAGAAGGAGGCCGGACUGCACGGAUCGACACCUUCGGCCAUAAAUGGCGCUUUGGUCUUGAACGGACCGGAUCUGGAGAGAGGCGAGAUCUCAAUUAUUGAGCACCUCAAGUAGCAGAAGGACUGUCGGCACCUCUCAAGAUCCUUCCAAGGUCUCUCUGUUUGUCAUAACUGGUGGUACAAGGCAUUGCUUGAGAAUUCAGAAAUCAAAAUAUUGAAAGUGGCCCCAGCAGAAGACAUCUUCAACGUGAAAGAGGAGUCAAAGCCUUGCUUGAUAACACUUGCACACAUAUUCCACUUUACCAUCCUCAACCCCAACAAUGAAAGAGCGUGAACAACAUACAGAACUGUAUUUUUUGGUGUUUGUCAACUAAAUCUUACAGAAGUUACAUUUAAGGACAUACUGAAAAGCUAGGAAAUCUGGAAAUCUGCAUCUGUCUGUCUUCAUAACUGAAACAACUAAACAUAUUUGUUUUUGCUUUGUUUUUUUCACUAUUGCUCAGUCAGUCUAGAGGCAAGCAGGAGUUAAUGAGAGACAGAGGAGUAUAAUAUCCAACAAAGGUCCCUGGCUCGUAAUAAACCCAGGACGUAGUUAGUCACUGUGCUGCUGUUAUGAUAAUGACAAUCACAGCCUGCUGUUAACAAAGACCAUGAACACCAUUUAAGAGGCGUAUAUUUAGAAAAACAUACUGGCAUUAGAAUUGUAAAAGUCAGUCAAUCUGAUGAGGAGGAUGUCUGUAGAUUGUAGUAGGGGCCUUCUGUAUUUAGAAGUAAAUCCCUAUGGGAGCAUGUUUGUGUAAUUUUCUACUAUUGUUGUCAAGAGUGAAAUAUUUGCAGUUUUAAUUCUGCACAAAAAGGUACUUAAAAGCAUGUACAGCGUAUUUUUUAAUCCGAAGCUUUAGCUGACUAUGUAUGUUUUAAAGAGCAGCUCAGGCAGGCAUGACUGUGACUAUGAUCAUUCAACUAUUACAGUGGAGUCACUGUAAUACCAAAAAGCAGUACUGUUACUUGAUCAGUGUUAUUGAUUCCACAUGAUGUUGUUAAAUGUAUAAAUGUAUUUUGCAUGUUUAGUUCAGUUCGUUCAGUUUAAUAAUUACCCACAAGCCAUUACUUUUUCCACGAUUUUUAAUUGCAGUUUUAAAAAAAAAAUCGCGAUAGCCAGUUAUUUGUGGUUCGGUCUUGACUUUUACUGCUAAUCUUUAUAUGAUGCUUUCAUGUUAAUGAUGUGUUUUAAUAGAGGGCAUGCUUUGUACUUACGAAGCUCCUCUCAUUUUUAAGGAAAGGGCAUAAAAAUAAUGCAGUGAUUUUACAGCAGAUGUAUUUUUUUCAAAACAAGUGGCUCUAUGAAGAUUUAUCAGACCACUGCAGUGCCUCAAACUCUUCACUUUGCCCACAAGACCAAACACAACACAAAGUGAAGUGAAGAGGACUAUCGAUUUUGCACCAGUUCAGUGAGUUGCAUGGUGAUAUGUUAAAGACUGGACGCUUUAUCUGCAGCAGUAAGCCAUUCCAAACUGGUAAACUCCAUUUAAGGAACAUUGCUACAUAUGGAGUACAGAGCUCGGUCAUUCGCCAUCACAUUCAUCCAGUCUGUCUUCUGUAUCAGUAGAAUUUGUAUCUGUGUUUGGAUGUGGAAAAUAUUCAUAUGUUAUGGUGUACUGUACCAGUUACUUUUCAAUGAUGCAAUGCCCACAUAGUUGUAACCGUAAAUAUAUAUACGCAUAGAGUAAGGUCCAAAAGUAUUUGGAGACAGCUUUGUUAUUCUGCCUCUGUACAUCACCUCUGGAUUUUAAAUUCAACACUAAAGAUGUGAUUGAAGUGCAGACUUUAAUUUAAGAGGUUUA
Molecule: messenger RNA, 3272 nt
Organism: Maylandia zebra (zebra mbuna)
Lineage: Eukaryota; Metazoa; Chordata; Actinopteri; Cichliformes; Cichlidae
Product: potassium channel subfamily K member 2-like
Biological process (GO): stabilization of membrane potential; potassium ion transmembrane transport
Cellular component (GO): plasma membrane
Molecular function (GO): potassium ion leak channel activity; outward rectifier potassium channel activity
Source: RefSeq, a predicted model, not a curated record